CUUGUAGUCUAAACAUUUAAACACAAAGAGAUACUCAUUCAAUUAACAAUAUGUCUGCGCCAUCAUCCUUCCUCGAGAAGCUCCUUAAUAUGCUCGAUGAUCAUAAAACGGAGGAUCAAAUUGCAUGGGCUGCAGACGGUGCCUCAUUCCACAUUUUCAACCCGGAAUCGUUCGCUAAAAACAUACUGCCCCGGUACUUCAGGCACAACAAAUUCGCCAGUUUUGUGCGUCAAUUAAAUAUGUAUAAUUUUAGCAAGAUUCCUGUGGAUAACGCAACAGCACGUGGAAAUGAUAGUACAGUACGAUUCAUGAACCGAUUGUUUGUACGAGGACGACCUCAUCUUCUAUCUGAGAUGAAGCGAAAGUCAGGGUCUGUGACUAGCCACGAAUCCACCGCGACCUCAGAGAGUCUCAACGUGGCAAUCGAACGCUUAUCAAAGACACAGUCCGACAACGCGCACAAACUCCACCUAUACGAGAACGAGAAAGACUGUUUGACGCUAGAAGUACAAAAGUUGGGUGCUGCCAGCUAUCAACAGGAUAAAACCAUCUCUCAGAUCAUGACCUUCCUAUCGUCAGUGUAUGGACCAAAUAGUGAAAACAAUCAGAUACUGGGCAUGAACGACGACCCCUACAGGAUCAGCCCAAGACAAGAAUGUCUGAUGUUGAACAGCUAUGAACAGUGCUAGCGUGUAUUAUGUUGAAGAAUUAUUACAAACCGAGCGAAUCUUCGCAAGAAUGAUUACAUACAAUCUCUAUCCACCGGUGGAGCCAGUGGAAAUAUUUCAGCUACUAAGUACUUUAGCACAAAUAAAUUAAUAAAUACAUCACCUCGCUGUGAACUCGCCU
Molecule: messenger RNA, 849 nt
Organism: Sphaeroforma arctica JP610
Lineage: Eukaryota; Ichthyosporea; Ichthyophonida
Exons: 1
Coding region: 51-689 (212 amino acids)
Biological process (GO): regulation of DNA-templated transcription
Molecular function (GO): sequence-specific DNA binding; DNA-binding transcription factor activity
Source: RefSeq, a predicted model, not a curated record